CAUCUUGGAUGGACAAGAAAGAUAUGACAAAGAUGGCUGCCUAGUGAGAAAGGAAGGAACAUUUUGUCUUCAGGUAUUGAAAAUGAAGUCGAUAGCGUCGACCAAGAGAAAAAAUCUUCAACAGAAAUCAUCACCUUCUUUGCAGAAGUCUACUAAAAAGAGCAAGCGAAUGUUUAAUUCUUCCUUACAUCCUGAUAGGUACUAACUUGUCAAAUUUUUCCAGUUCUCCUCGUCAAAGGCCGUACCGGCAAAGACCUGCUGAUGCUAAACGGCUACACAUACUACCAGCACAAGAUCCUCAGGGACGGCUUCCGCUGGAGCUGCACCCAGAUGGGCUCCAGGUCUUGCCGAGGGUUCCUCCACGUGACCAAUGAAAUGCUGGUCGUCAGGGCCCAUACAGAGCACACGCAUCCACCUUCGACUUACUUCUUGGAGAAGAUUAAGCAGCAGUAUGCUAGAGAAAUUGAUCUCAAGAAAAGCUCAUCCGACGAGGACGAAACUUCCCUAUCUUCGCUGAAGAUCGCAAGCAUACAGGGCCGCGUCGGGUUUUAGCCCUACAGUGCCAUAGCCUUUGUUAUAAUCAUGUUCUAAGAAAAUGAAACUAGCCAGAACAUCUGAUUUAUACAACCUUACUGAGACGUUAUACUACUACAUGCGCACAGGCAAAGGUUCUUGAGUGACGACCAUUUCUCAGAAAAAGCAAUGAGACAAGCCCCCUGGUAAAACACAGCAAGGAUGAUAUUGAAGAUAUUGUUGUCUUUAGCGUGUUGUACUUGUCUGACUUUUCUUCUGACUAUUCGUAGUUACACGAUGUCAAGAACAAACGUUGCACACAUGGUGUAGUAUAAUUGUUAUGUCAGAACGAUUGUAUGAAGCAGAUGCUCUGGUCUAUAGCUUAUACUCUUUGGAUGACGAUGUCUCGAAUAAUAAGGAUCAUAGUAAUAAAGUCAUAUUAACCUUUAGUUAUACAAUAAGGACUUAGAUUUUACUUUCUAUCAUGGUAUGCAUUUUUUUAAUUAAGCGCAAGUUUACUAGUUUACAUAUUAAAACACAUCAUGCUUUGCUUACCUUUAUUGUUUCACCUUCCUUUUGUAUAAUGUUAAAUAAGUUAGAUAAUACGUAACAUCUUAUCGUAUUGGUUCAUAUAUUCAAUGUUGGUAUUUCUUUCACAGUCGAAUUCUACCUUCGUCCCAACGGUCGGAUCAACUUGCGCCUCAACGACUUCACGUUUUACAAGCACCUGAAGGCCAGGACCAAUGCUCACCGCUGGAGU
Messenger RNA from Cydia splendana, 1273 nucleotides. RefSeq lists its product as uncharacterized. The transcript has 2 exons. The record is from RefSeq and is a predicted model, not a curated record. NCBI's taxonomy places the organism in Eukaryota, Metazoa, Arthropoda, Insecta, Lepidoptera, Tortricidae. Bases 262 to 552 code for a protein of 96 amino acids.